Molecule: messenger RNA, 1080 nt
Organism: Vitrella brassicaformis
Lineage: Eukaryota; Vitrellaceae
Source: the annotation of a GenBank genome assembly
GGACGGACGAACAAAUGCAUGAACGGAUGUAAAAAUGUCACAAUACAAAAAUGUCACACGUCAGGCGAGUUCGUUCAUUCAAGUAAUUUGCGAUAGACAAUAUUGCGACAGAUCGGCGGGCCGUCACAGAUACGCUCAGGCGACGUGAGCAAGAGCAUAUCGCACCCGUAACGCACACGAGUGAGGGCCGUGUAGAGGUGGCCAUGCUGGAAGAAGUGGUGACGAAUCUCGAUCACGAUCUUUUCCAGUGUUUGUCCUUGACUCUUGUGGACCGUCUCAGCGUAUGCCGGCUUGACCUGCACACAUUAAGAGACGCGUAUGCAGCUUGCGUGUCUGUCUGUCUGUCUCUCUGUCUCUCUCUCUCUCUCUCUGUCUGUGUGUGUCUAUGCAUGUCUAACCGGAUAUUGACAGCGGUUAAACUUCAGGCCACGCACGUUGCGUGGCUGGAUAGUGAAGUUGAUGCGUGGUAGCACGAAUGUCUGCCAUGGUGAGGCGCCCCCAUUCACCUUCUUGACCUCGAUCAUCCCCUCGCCGCGGGGCCCUUUAUAGAUCACCUUCUCGUUGUUGUACAACUCGUAGCGGCGUGACAUGUUCCGCAGCACCAGACAUACCACGCCCGGCUUGAGCUGCAGCUUGUGUGGGGGCUUUGGCGACUCUUCUUGUGCGGCAAGGAACUCCUCGUCGUGGUGACCGGCCUGCUGGUCGUUCUGCAGGAAUCUCUCAAAGGCCGUGUGGGUGUACUCCUUGCCGUUCAUGCGUUGAAUGAUGGUGUCAUUCAGCGCGUCCACCGCCUUGUUGACUGGACAGAGGAUGGCGCGUGUGGCACACGCUUCUGGGUCGCGGUUGUAGAGCUCGUCGGGGAAAGCGAAUUCGAUGGCGUCUUGCUCGCUGAAGGUGUGUUGGUGGUUGAGCUUGAUCCAAUGGGUCUCGUCACCGCGGCGAAGAGAAGGGUCGCUCUGAGGGUCGAUGCAAAAAGUGGGCACCUCGCAAGGCACAUCCACAGACUGGUAUGUGAGCAUACGCAGCGAACACACACACACACACACACACACAGAGAGAGAGAGAGAAGAGCGACACCAC